UUACCGUUGUCCCGCCAUACAAAUGUGAAGAAACGUAACAGUUCGCCGCUGAGCCAACCGCUAAAUCUAAAACCCUAAACUAAUAUUUCUUUCUCUACACACACGGUGAUUACCAGAGUCAUGUCAAUGGCGAAACCAAGUUCAACCCCCGACUCCGAUGAUACAACGUCUUACCACUCCGUGUUCAUAGACACCGCCCUCGACACUCACUUGGCUAUGAUCAUCUCCGGCACCGACACCGUGUCCGAUCUCAAGCAGAAGAUAGUGCAUCAGCACCCACUUUGCUUUCCUCAAAUUGGAGAUAUUAAAAUUCAUUCUUUAAAGGUGAAGCGGAGAGGGUGCUAUUAUCAUUUAUGCGAUUCUAUGUUGGUGAAAAGUGCUUUUCAUGGGGUUAAUAAAAGCUGGUUCAUUAGUGUCGAUGCGUCUAGUGUAAAGGAGCAUGAUGACAAUUGGCAUUUCCUCAAUCCUGAUUCUAACAACAUGGUUGCUUGCAUUGGCAUCUCUGGCAAUGGUUCUGUGAAUGGGGUUAAUCUUCUUGCUGAUGGUCAUCCUGGAAAGUUGUCCAAUGUUAUCGAUAAACAGCACCUGAAACAGAAGGUCCCUGUUGCUGACCAGUUGACUUUGGGUGUUGCUGGGGAUGGGAAAGAUGUUUUAAAGAAUUUGGAGAUAGGAGUUGAACAGAUGGGUGACAAUCGUGGAAAAGCUAAAUAUGUGGACAUCAACUAUAGGUCAGAUUCUCAUACACAGGAGAAAGACGAUCAAUGUGAUAAUGAAAAUGAAACUCAGAAAACACCAAUUGGAGGCCGCAAAAACAGUUCCAACACUGGUAUUGAUGAUGUGCAGGGCAGCUUACUGCCAGAAAGUGCUUUAGAAACUGGAUCUCAUACAAAGAAAAGAUGUAAAGGCAGAAAGAAAAGAAAACAUCCUGUACAUGACCUUACUUUAAAGGAAAACGAUGCUUCAUUAUCUCAGUCUGGUAAAUAUGAAUCUCAGCAAGAGACUAUGGUGUCACAAAGUUUUCUGGAAAAUAAAGGUGGAAUAUUUAUGCUGGAUAACUUGACAGGAAACAAGAAUAUUAUUGAUAGGCCAGGCAUGGUUCCAUAUUCUGAUGCCAAUAAGGGGAUGGAUUCUCUAAUGCAAAGGGCUGCUGUUCUAAGCGACAAUACUGGAAUGCCAGGGAAACAUGUUGGAAGCAUUAACGAGAAAUCAAGGAAAAAUUGCAUUGAUAUGCAAAGUUUUAAAUCGGUGGAAGAUGCUUCACAGUCAAAGCCAGCAACAGAGAAAAAGCGUAAAAAAAAAGAGGAAAAAAAAGGUGAUAAUGAUUUUCCGGAAGAAGGUCAAACUUUGAUUUCUGAUUCUAAUAAAAAGAUGCUUGAGACUCCCACAAUCUCUCAGCACUCUCUAUCGGACAAACUGAAAAAUAUAAAUGCCCGUUUAGAUGGUUCAUCUACUCACACUCCGCAAGUUGUCCAUUUGCCAUCAUUAGAUCCAACCAAUGAGAAGAGGAAAAAGAAAAAGAAAUCAUCAAGUACUCUUAAUAAAGAAAUUGUUGCAGCUCCUUCUUCCGGGACAAAUGUUAGGGAAGAGAAUUGUGGGGACCCCAGGGAUCUGGGAGAAGAAUUUAAUGCAGAAUUUGUCCGUGGACAAUGCAUCCAGGGUGUAUUAAGUUCUGAGCCUGGUGCACUCUCUCUGAAAGAAAAGCAUGGUAAUCCUCUCCAUGAAGAAAACAUAAGACCCUCUUCCCAAGAAUUUGAUAGAAGCAACAGAGAAGCCGGCAGUGUGGAAGGCAGAAAUAUUGAAACUGUGGAUCCUUCAAAAUCAUCAAAGAAAAGAAGGAAGUCCAAAAAGGCAAAGGACGUAAUGGGCGGAACCCCAUCCAUAUCUGUUACAGAACAGCUUAAAGGUUCUGUUAGUAUUGCAUCUCAAAAUGAGCCUCAUAAAUCUGCCAAUGGAGAUCGCUCUGGUGAUAAUGUUAAUGAGCAGGAAAGCAAUAUACCUCCAAAGGACAGGAAAGAAAUAUCAGAAAUGGAUACAAUUAGUACUUCUUUUUUGGCUACUGAUAAGGAAAUUGAUGACGUAAUCCAGAAUGUGGUGGAAUCAGUGCAGCAGAUCAGAAAAGGUCAAAUGGAUUCUGAAAAUAUGGAUGGGACAUCAAGAAAGAAAACUAGGAAGAUGCAGAGUUCAGAUAUAAUGAAUUUUGAAGAAUCUAAAAAAGAAAAUGAGAAUGUUGGUGAUAAACCUGCAGCAUUAGCUGAUAACAUAGGGAAGAUAGCUGAGGUGAUGAAACAAGCUAAAUUGGCAAGUAGAGAUUCCAUAAUUCAAUUAAAUGGAUCAAAUUUGGAUUGUGAAAAAGAUAUUAGGUUUGAAAAUGAUCCUCGCAGAACUCAAUCUUCCCAAGUUGAACCACGUAGACUGGAAAGCAACAGUGAGGGAAAGUGUGUCAAAGCUGUUGUCAAUGGUAAUCCCCCUGAAAGUGGCCAUGCAAAUGGAGAUACUGAUGAUGCGGAAGUUUCAUGCGAAAGUAACAGGAUCAACUUUAAUGAUUGUUUUGUGGCUAUUGUUGGUUCUGCUGAGGUGCUUGUUGAUAGAGAAACUGAGACAAAGAGAGUAGAUGGUAAGAUGAAAGCUAAAAAGAACAAAAGGAAGCUUGAUGCACAUUCUCAUGGUCCUUCACCUGACCUACAGAGUUCACAGAGGUUAAAUGAGAAAUAUGAAAUUGGAGCAAAGCCUCAAGGUGACAACUCUAGUUCUCUAGAGCUUCAGAGUUCAUUGUCAAAUGCAAAGUCUGAAAAGUUCAUACUUCAAUCAAACAAGGAGCCUGUGAAUGCUUCUGAGAGUGUGGUAAAAGCUUUGCCAUCUAGCAACUUCAAAGAGUUCGAUUCUGUUCCUGAAGAUGCUAGAAUGCCCAAUGCUGUCAAGCCCUCUGGCACCAGUGCUCGUGCAAAGAGUAAAAUGGCUGCAUUUUCUAGCUUGGAAAGUUCUAAAAACACAACUUUUCUAAAUACAAGAGUUAAUGGGCAUCAAUCACCUAAGGAUCACAAUCAUAUGGAUGGUAAAAGAACAUCCACAGUUAAUACUGGGGAAGUUGUGAAUAACUCGGAAACUAAGAAGAGCUUAAUAGGAGCAUCAGGUUCAAUAUUCAACGAAGAUAGUAAUGAGGCUUCUUCAAAUGAAGCUGAUAAUUCAGAUGCCAGCACCAGAACUCCAUCAGAUAAUUCAUUGUCUUCUGACUAUUCGGAUGGAGAAAGCAAUACAGAUUUUGACUCAUCACAAAAUGGAUUUCACAGCAGGAAAAGAAAGGAGGGAGGUGGAAAAGCAUUCACAAAAACAUUCAGCUCUUCUGGCAUGACCUUGGAUACGAUUCUUAGAAGUUCAAGCAAAUACAAGAAAGCGAAGCUGACAGCUUCUCAGUCACAACUCGAGGACAUAGAAAGCCAGCCUGUUGAUUUCGUCCCUGACAGUCAACCAAACCCUUAAUCGCCCAAUCAUUUGUCAUGUUUGAUUUUAUGUUCCUACAGGAGUUUUGUUUUCUUAGCGGUGGUCUGCAGAGGCCUCUCCUACGUUCCUGGAAUUAUUUUCGGCUGACAGUGAGGCAUCAGGCAAUGAAGUGAGAUUUUUGUUCACCUUGAUUGUGAUAUGAGAAGCAUUGCAAAGAACAUUGAAACGACCUGAGGUUGGGAUGCUUCAUGCUUGUUUCUUUGAUAUUGGCAAAUAUGAACUGUGUGCAUAUAUGUACUCGGAACUUGUCAAGAGAAUUCCAGUAAAAAAGAGAGAACUCUUCACUUCCUUUUUUUUUUUUGGGUGGGUUUCUCCAAUUUUUUUUUUAGUAGGGAAAGUGGGCAAAUGAGGGACUCGGACCUAGUUUUGUUAUAUUAUCCAAACUAGAUAAAAAUUUUAGAACUUUAUUUAUUUGUGAAUUCAUAAUUAUAGAUAAACAUUAUGGUGAGAGAGAAUUAUGAUGAGAAUA
This is a messenger RNA of Hevea brasiliensis (rubber tree), 3967 nucleotides long. RefSeq lists its product as uncharacterized. Bases 121 to 3477 code for a protein of 1118 amino acids. NCBI's taxonomy places the organism in Eukaryota, Viridiplantae, Streptophyta, Magnoliopsida, Malpighiales, Euphorbiaceae. The transcript has 6 exons. The record is from RefSeq and is a predicted model, not a curated record.